Molecule: messenger RNA, 3610 nt
Organism: Rattus norvegicus (Norway rat)
Lineage: Eukaryota; Metazoa; Chordata; Mammalia; Rodentia; Muridae
Gene: Myef2
Product: myelin expression factor 2
Cellular component (GO): nucleus
Molecular function (GO): RNA binding; nucleic acid binding
Source: RefSeq, a predicted model, not a curated record
GAAACUUAAGUUUCAUUUUGUUUUACUUUAAGAUUUGAGGUUUUAUCCUAGCAAGUCUGACAUGCCAACCAAACUAGCUACCUGAAAGGGAUGGGUUUUGUAAAUGCUCAUAAAGGGCAUUCAUUUUUCUAAUGCUUUAAGGUAUGCUUUUUCUUAGCUAAUAAAAUUUUAAUAUUGCUUUUUGUUGUAUUUUGAUGACUUCAGGGAUACUUUAAAAGUCACUGAAUUGAUAAUAUUCCCUAAGAGUUUUAUGAGAGGCCUGUGGCUUAAAGGUGUUAAUUUAGAAUAUAAUUUUGAAACUUUUAUUGAAAAGUUAAUUUGUUAGCCUGCAGGACCAUGUAAGAGGCAGUGCUCUGACCAAUUGGUAUGAAUGAUGUCUAUGACUAAGUUGGCCUGGAAGCUGAUGAUAGGUUUGACUUAGCAGCUUGAGUAUACUGAAGAGUAUAACGGGAAGCUCUGUGACAGCGUCUCCUCAUAGUCACAGCAUGGUUGGGUACAUGAGAAAUACAGAUUUUGUCAUCACACUCAGGUGGCACUUUGAACAGUAAAUAAUCACAGGAAUUAUUUUUAAAAAAUGAUUCUGUAAGCUUCUUUAGCAUGGUUAAUUUGUUUUACAUGCUUCCAGCUAGAUGCUUCUAAAUUGUGUGCAGCCAGCUUUAAUCUAAUAGAUAACUUUCUUAAAAGCAAAAUUCAUGGGGGCUGGAGAGAUGGCUCAUCAGUUAAGAGCACUGACUGCUCUUGUAGAGGACUUGGGCUCAACUCCAGCACCACAUGGCAGCUCACAGACCAUCUGGAACUCAAGUUCCACGAGAUCUAACACCCUCUUCUGGCCUCUUUGGGUACCAGACUAACACAUUGCGUAUAGUCAUACAUGUAGGCAAAUACUAUACAUAACAUAAUAACUUUAAAAAUUCAUGUUAUUGAAUUGCUAUUUUAAUUAGAUUUAAAAAGUAUAUUGUGCGCAACAUAUCUCGAGAUAUUAUUACUGCAUAAGACAUGGUAUCGGGGCCUUCAGUUUCUUCCUGUACUUACUGUUGACCGAAUUCAUACAGUGGCACUCGUUUAUUUUUAAGAAAAGGCACCUGAGAGUAAGAAUGUACUCCAAGCUUGUAACAUGUUAGAUGGAUUUUAAAAUGUGUGGAAAAUGCAUGGUCACUUGCCUGUUACAUUCUGGAGAUGUAAAAGAAAAAGAAAAUGUGUUCUUGAUUACUUCUUAAUGACUUAAAGAUUAGAGUUUUCCAUUAAAUUCAUCUACUGACCUAAAAUGUUUUUUUUUUCUUUUGCAUAUAUUGACAAUCUACUGGAUACAGGGUUGUGGCGUGGUUGAAUUCAAAGAUGAAGAAUUUGUAAAGAAAGCAUUAGAAACUAUGAACAAAUAUGACCUUAGUGGAAGACCUCUGAAUAUUAAAGAGGAUCCCGAUGGAGAAAAUGCUCGCCGUGCACUGCAGCGAACAGGAACAUCAUUUCAAGGAUCACAUGCCUCUGAUGUAGGAUCUGGGCUGGUGAAUUUACCACCUUCCAUUGUGAAUAAUCCAAACAUUCCUCCUGAGGUUAUCAACAACUUGCAGGCUGGUAGACUUGGUUCCACAAUUUUUGUUGCUAAUCUUGACUUCAAAGUUGGUUGGAAAAAACUAAAGGAAGUGUUCAGCAUAGCUGGAACUGUGAAGCGAGCUGAUAUUAAAGAAGACAAGGACGGCAAGAGCAGAGGCAUGGGCACGGUCACUUUUGAGCAGGCAAUCGAAGCAGUCCAAGCAAUUUCCAUGUUCAAUGGGCAGUUUUUAUUUGAUAGACCUAUGCAUGUGAAAAUGGAUGACAAAUCUGUCCCUCAUGAAGACUACCGUUCACAUGAUAGUAAGACAUCACAAUUACCACGUGGUCUUGGAGGCAUUGGAAUGGGACUGGGUCCAGGUGGACAGCCAAUUAGUGCCAGCCAGCUGAACAUAACUGGUGUAAUGGGAAAUUUAGGUCCAAGUGGUAUGGGAAUGGAUGGUCCGGGUUUUGGAGGAGUGAAUAGAAUUGGAGGAGGCGUUGGGUUUGGUGGUCUGGAAGCAAUGAAUAGCAUGGCAGGCUUUGGUGGAGUUGGCCGAAUGGGAGGUGGCAGCAUGAGCGGCAUGAGCACCGUGACGGGAGGCAUGGGAAUGGGCCUGGACCGCAUGAGCUCCAGCUUCGACAGGAUGGGGCCAGGCAUCGGAGCCAUACUGGAAAGGAGCAUUGACGUGGACCGAGGGUUUUUAUCGGGUCCCAUGGGAAGUGGAAUGAGAGACAGAUUAGGCUCCAAGGGCAACCAGAUAUUUGUUAGAAAUCUUCCUUUUGACUUGACUUGGCAGAAAUUAAAAGAGAAAUUCAGCCAAUGUGGUCAUGUAAUGUUUGCAGAAAUAAAGAUGGAGAAUGGCAAGUCAAAAGGCUGUGGGACAGUCAGGUUUGAAUCCCCAGAGUCAGCUGAAAAGGCCUGCAGAAUAAUGAACGGCAUCAAGAUCAGUGGCAGGGAAAUCGAUGUGCGCUUGGACCGUAAUGCAUAAUUUCAAGCAUGGUUGGAACAUUCCCUCAUCUGUUUAUUGACUCCUAGUAAAAGUCAUUUUUUAGUAAUGUUGUAUGCUUACAAAUGCUGUAAAAAAUGAACUUUUAAAACUCCCACCAGCUUUUAACAGUAUAAUGUUGAAAAACAUACUGUGAUUUUCGUUCUCUCAAGUUUGAGUUUCUAGAAACAGCACGUCUGAUCAUUCAGUUUCAAUGGAUGGACAUACCAUUUGUAAUGAAAUAAGCCAUUUUGUUAUUUUCAGUAGUAGAGUUUGUUUGUUCUAGUUUCUCCAACAUUAUUUUAAGUUAACAGAUACUUUUUUUUUUCUUUUAAAAUCUCUGCUUUGUAUUUAAUUGUUAAAGAAAGGGCUCAGACAAAUUAGGGUGUGAUUUUGGUUUGGUUUAAAUUACUUUUCUCUGCUUAUAAAGGAUAGUAAUUAAGUGUUACACUCUAAAGUUGAAGAUUUUUUUUUUAAUUUGACCUAAAUGAAGACAUGAAUUUUUUUGCCCCUCUAUCAUUCCAGUUGUUCCACAUAACAUUAUUAAAAAUAUCAAAUUCCACAGCCCCUUACUCUGUUAUUUCCAAUGAUUCCAAGUUCAUAUAGUACUGAUAAAGUAGCAAGUCCUAAGUAUGACACUAGGCAGACCACCCCCAACUUUCGGUCUAGUUUCCAGCCGUUAAAAUGAACCGCUAAGAACAGAAGAAAGAUUGAAAUGUUGAGAGAGAUGGUUAUAUAAGUGAGUCCCUUGCUGUUCACUUCUAUAGGAGCAGAUGCAUUCGUAAAUGCAGUCUUAAUAAACCAGGGAAGACCAAGGCAUAGCAUAUCAAACACAUUGGAUCCCACGAUGUUAGAUAUAGCCAUGUCUCCUUUACCUGCAGAAGAAUAGCAUGUUGUUAAAAUGUGCACAUCAACACUAUAUUUUAUUAAUAAUCUUCAUAAGAAAAACACUGGAUACUUUUGUUGGUUAGUUUUAGAAAACUGUUGUUAGAGCAAGAGUCUUAUUGAAUUUGUAUUUCCUUGGGUUAGUAUUUUAAAGUCUUAACAUUUAUUUAAUAAUUGUCUUUAUUUAUUAAACCAUUUUUAAUAAGGUA